UUGAUGCCUGUUUAAUAGUUAAUAAGUAAUUUAGGUUGCUUUGUUUGAUACUAUGUAGGCACAUUGUUUAGCUAUUCAUAAAUAAAAAAUGGUUCAAGAACAACUUUUAUUUUUACUUUCACAACUUUUUCACUUUGAAAACAGUGGGCGUGUUUCAGUUUGCUAUUCAGCUUUUCAGUUGCUAUUUAAUCCUAUUGAGAAGGAAAGACUUCCUUGUCUCUUCUUCAUAACUGGUCUUGAAGGCUCUGUGUAACAAAGCUUGAUAGUCUGUGAGACUGAGCAUGUACAUGGGCAACUCAGAAAACGCUAUGAGAGACUAUGAUUCGACAUGGGAAGAUGAAGUUGGCUAUGAGGACUCUACACAGUUCUCGACACAAUGGUCAUGGAGUGCACAAAGGAACAUAGCUGCUGCAAGAGAUAUGCAAAACUACAGACGGAAGUGUCGGAACGUCUAUAAUGGGACAGAUCAUGAUAUGGAGGAUGAAGACGUCUCGCUAAAUCUGUUGUUUUACCAAAAUAAGAUCCCUUUCAACUUUGAUGGCAUGCGGAUUGAGGAUUUUCACAUGAACUGGUUUGGUAAUUACGAAAGGCUGGAACAUGUGCACUGCUACAUUCAAUGGCUAUUUCCAAUUCACGAGAAAGGAAUGAACGCAUCAUGUAGGCUUAGCUCAAAAGCGAUCAAGCUGUUCCGUAGGGAUGAGGAGAUGAAGAAAAAAUUGUUGGUGUCUUACAAGCUCAUGUUGGACUUCUAUGGCAUACAACUUGUCAGUGAGGAAACUGGAGAGGUGAAACGUGCAGUAAACUGGAAAGAGCGAUUUGCAAACCUAAAUAGAAACACACACAACAAUCUUCGCAUUACCCGCAUUUUGAAGUGCCUGGGAUUACUGGGGUUUCAGCACUAUCAAGAACCGCUGGUUCACUUCUUCCUUGUGGAGACUCUGGUGAGAGGCACACUUCCCAGAGUGAAGCAGAGUGUUCUGGACUACUUUAUGUUCGCAGUUGUGGACAAGUCGAAAAGAAAAGAGUUGAUCAAAUUUGCCUUGUGUUAUUUUGAGCCGAAAGAGGAGUUUGUGUGGUGUCCUAGGAGGAUUCAAAUUAAAUUUUUGAAGGAGGUCGAGCGUGCACAGAAAGAAACAGAGAUACCAAAAGUGAAGAAAUGGAACACAGGCUAGAGAAUAAGAGAAUGCCAAGUAAUUCAACAGUUCAAAGUGUUUAGAAUGAUCAACAGGGUAUAAAAUCAAGAUAAAAUUGUUAGAUUACAUUGAUUUUUGCUACAGAAAAAUCAGCAGAUAAGAACAGUAGUAAAGAUACUUUGUCUACUUGACUGGCCAAUGCGUCAAAAUGGAAGCUUCCAACAAACCUUUUAACAUAACUUCAACAUAACAAAGAUGCUCAGUCUAAAUGUCAUCACAUACCACAUCAUGCUGUUGAUCAUUCUAAAGACACUGUAAAUCACACUGUAAAUGUACAAUAAUUAUCACACAACCAGUGAAAACAACCAACAGCUUCCAACCAGGGGGAAUAAGUACUGAGAACUGGGGGAAACUGAACUAUUUGUUUUUAUUAAUACUAAAAUUUUGUAUUCUUUUGUUUAAGGCAUGGCACUUUGCUGUAAAAAUAGUUUCCCCUAGAGAGACAAUAAAGGUGAAGUUGAGCACCAAAACCAAGAGGAUAAAAACCAAGCAAAUACCAAUGAACAGGUGUAAGACAAGAAAGACAAUCCAGUAUCACCUUUAGACAAACUGUUGAAGAUAAUAUGCCUACAAACAUUGAGACAUAAAGAAAUAAAGGCAAAAUUAUCAUGAAAAUUUACACAUAAAUGUAGCUAAUCAUAAAAUCACUCUCAGAGAUAGGAGAGCAGUAUAGGAAAAUCUGUUCCUGACAAAAAGGCAGAAAUUGGGUUUGUGAGAGAUGAAAACUAAAAAAGAACAUAUCCAGACCGUGAUGUACAUUAUAUACAAGAAUCAUUAACCUCUUUUUUUUUUUUUUAAUUGUUGGUUGACCAACUAUUUUAAGGGAUCAUGCUUUAGGGUGGUGGGGAUUAAAAACGUGACUGCUCAUUUUUGACUUGUUUAUGCUCAUGCUGCUAAUAUGUGUUACUGAAAAAUACAAUUCUAGCCAAUUAGAAAAAGAUUAAUUACUCUUUUAUUACCAGUAUACCCAAGUUUAUAUUGAUUUUAGGCAGAACAGAUCCUCUGAACUAGCUUAAGCUAAUAAGCAAAAACAACAAGUCUGUGAAAUUUAACAUGCUAUGAAGGUAUGCUUUAAACUCAGAAAAUACAUGGACUAUGCAAUAUGCUGAUCAGAGUUCACCCACAUGCUGCAACAUAACAGGAAACACAGCUUAUUGAGCUAAUACUCAGAAAAUAACCUUUUAUAUUUUUUGCAUAUUUUUAGAUGUAAAAACAAGUAGUUGUUUGCCACAUCAUACAAGAGCUUGUAAACAGGGUUGUAAACUUCUACUUAAACUUCUACUUAUACUUGGAUCUAUGAAUAACUAUAAAUAAAGCUAACAUUCUGCACUUUAA
Molecule: messenger RNA, 2528 nt
Organism: Pangasianodon hypophthalmus (striped catfish)
Lineage: Eukaryota; Metazoa; Chordata; Actinopteri; Siluriformes; Pangasiidae
Product: opioid growth factor receptor-like protein 1
Exons: 8
Coding region: 282-1172 (296 amino acids)
Cellular component (GO): membrane
Molecular function (GO): opioid growth factor receptor activity
Source: RefSeq, a predicted model, not a curated record